AUGUCUUCUACAACCUAUAGUUCUUUCAAGCUUGCAUGUAUUCAAUUAAAAGUUACAUCUGAUAAGAGCGCGAAUUUAAUUAAUGCGAAAAGUAAAAUUUUGGAAGCAUCGAGGAAUGGUGCUAAAGUUAUCGUUUUGCCAGAAUGUUUUAAUUCACCUUAUGGGACAAAAUAUUUUUCAGAGUAUGCAGAAAAUAUUCCACAAGGCGAAAGUGUGAAAACCCUUUCCGAAGCAGCAAAGGAAGCCAAAGCAUUUGUUGUUGGAGGAUCUAUACCGGAACGAGAUUCAUCUGGAAAGCUAUAUAAUACUUGUACCGUGUACGAUACUGAGGGAAAUCUUAUUGUGAAACAUCGCAAAGUUCAUUUAUUUGAUAUUGAUAUUCCAGGAAUGAUAAAAUUUCAAGAAAGUGAAACAUUAUCCCCUGGGAGUUCCUUAACACAAUUCGAAACUGAUUAUGGAAAGAUUGGAAUCGGAAUUUGCUAUGAUAUGAGAUUUCCGGAGAUGGCCAUGAUUGCUGCUAGAAAGGGAUGUAUUGCAAUGAUAUAUCCGGGUGCAUUUAAUCUUACAACUGGUCCAUUACAUUGGGAACUCUUACAAAGGGCUAGGGCUUUGGAUAAUCAAUUCUUUGUGGCUACGUGUUCACCUGCUCGAGAUAUGAAAUCAACUUAUAAUGCAUGGGGCCAUUCUACUGUGACUGAUCCAAACGGACAAAUUGUUGCAACCGCGGAACAUGACGAAGCAAUUAUUUAUGCUGAUAUAGAUUUGGAAAAAAUUAAACAAACUAGACAAAUGAUACCAGUAUCAUCACAAAGGAGAUUUGAUCUAUAUCCUGAUAUCUCUGCUCAUAAAUGA
Funneliformis mosseae is the source of this 852-nucleotide messenger RNA. The record is from the annotation of a GenBank genome assembly. NCBI's taxonomy places the organism in Eukaryota, Fungi, Glomeromycota, Glomeromycetes, Glomerales, Glomeraceae.